Messenger RNA from Chara braunii, 2339 nucleotides. Lineage: Eukaryota; Viridiplantae; Streptophyta; Charophyceae; Charales; Characeae. The record is from the annotation of a GenBank genome assembly.
GGAUAGCAGUCCACCAUAGCUGGUCUUACUUACUUUUGUGUUUUAACCUCAUGGGCGGUUUGAUUAUUCUCUUGGACUGGGAUCGAGACUUGAAGAUGACGACAUUUGAAGGCCGUUCUCGCGAUGUCCUCGAAGUGGUCUUCCAUCCAAUCGAGCCGGACAUAUUUGCAAGCGCUUCGAUGGAUGGAACGGUCAAGAUUUGGGAUAUCGAAAAAAAGUCGGCUUCGCGAACACUGCAAGAUACUCGCAUGGAGACGGUUUGGCAGCUGAGUUCUUGCAGCGACAUGCAGAAGUCGCUGCUAGUCACAGGGGAUUACGUUGGUGAAGUGAGGAUAUGGGAUUAUGAGACAGGAGACUGCAAAGCUAAGAUUAAGAGCACUAGUUGUAAUUUUUUCCCCAUCUGCUUCUUCCAUCCGCUCUUGCCGUACAUCUUUACUACAGAUGUUAGGUCUGGAAAAGUUGAAGUCUGGAGUGAGUCGAGCUACGAGUUGUUGUCAUCCCAUCUCCUUUUCGGGCCUCAAACCGUUGUAACUGGGGUGCCAAGCAAUCGCUCAAAUCUGCUUGUUCUUGCAGGCAGUGAGGGGUCGUUUAUGGUGGUAGAGGUGAUCAUCAAAGGAAAAGAAAAGGAAAAAGUAGAAGAGAAGCUGAGGCUGCAGUCAGUUGCGCUAGCAAAUAGGGUCAAAGAGGAGCAGCGGAAGGCGUUCCAUGCCAAGGUGGAACUGGAGAAGAGAAACAAGCGGGAGGUGUCGAGUAUCAAGCAGAAAUACGCGAAACGGAUCAGCGGAUUGAGAAAAAAACAGCGAAAAAAGGAGAGAAUGCAAGCGAAGAGUGAUCGUCGGCAUGAAGAAGAUGGGGAAGCAUCAGCCGAGAGGCUAGAGAAGUUACAGCUGAAGAUUCAGGAGCUGCAAGCAGACAAAGAAGCUGUAGAUAAGAGGCUGCAGGAGUCACAGGCGCGGAUCCAGGAUCUGAGGGCAGAAAAGGAAGUGGUGGUGGAUAUGCUUGAAGGCUCGAGCCGGAGGAUUCGGGAGUGGAGGGAGACAUUGGCAAAGGAAGUGAAAAAUAGUAUGAUGCCUCAACCGACGAAAGACGCAUCCAAAGAGGAGUUGAUAGCGAUAAUUCGGCAGCUGGAGUCUGAGAGAACGACAAGGGCAGAGAAAAUCAGGAAAUCCGAGGUCCAAAUUGAGCAGCUGGAGCAAAGAUUAAAGAAGCGGGUUCGUUCAAUGGGGGGGGUACUACUAAGGGAAUACUCCUAUCAGGAAAUUGAACGCGCGGCCGAUAGCUUUGAUGUCAAGCGGAGAUAUGACAAUGGGGAUCCGAAUGGAAAUUUGUACCGGGGUAAACUCAUAUGUGAUGUUACUCCUGUUAUCGUCAAGAAGAGGGUUAUGGGCACUGGUGGGCGCCGGAUAACUGAUCGCACAACGUUCAAAAUGGAGGUUGUGGACAAGCUGGAAGCAUUAAAGCAUCCCCACUUGUUGACCCUGUUGGGGGUCUGCUAUGGCGAGAACUGCUUGGUUUACGAACAUAUGGAAAACGGAAACCUGAAGGACUGGAUAUUAUGUGCCAAGGAGAGGCCGGCGAGAAGAUGUUUGCCCUGGUAUGAUCGUUUGCGAGUUAUGGCAGAGGUUGUACGAGCUGUGAGCUUCCUUCAUUCCACCUCACUUGGUGCCGCGGGCGGGCCGAUCAUUCAUGGUGCCAUCAGGCCAGCAAACAUUUUUCUUGACGAAGAUUUUGUGGCAAAGGUUGGCGAGGUGGAUCAGGCUCUGCUCGCGCCUGAUCGGGGUGGAGGAGUCCCAAGAGGCGCGCAAGGAGAUUCUCUGCAGCUUUCCUUAGGAAAUAAUUCUCAGUACAUCGCUCCGGAGUAUUUCCGGACCGGUGUCUUUGAUGAGAAGACUGAUAUGUACGCAAUUGGGAUCACUGUUCUGGAGAUGCUCACCGGAAAGUUUUGGAAUGCACUUGGAAUACUUGAGGAUGCCAUUGGCGACGAUGCGGCUUUCAAAAAUGCUCUGGACCCCAACGCUGGCGGUUGGGAUGUCAAUCUGGCUCGGGAGGUUGCCGGCUUGGGGCUGAGUUGUGCCAGUUUAAACAGGUGCAAGAGGCCAAAGAAGAUCUUUGAAGAUGUUCUCCCAUCAUUAGAGGGAGUCGUUAAAAAGGUAGCGCUCGCUGAGUCACAGACAGUCGAUGAGGGUUCGUAGGAGAAGUGGUGGUGGGCAUCAGGCGCAUCGUCGAUCUGAGUCCGAUAGCGUCCGCCCCAACUUGUGAUGAUGUUUCUUUCCUAUGGAACCGAACUGCCAAAUGGGGCAGGGACCUAUUCAGAAGGUGAGUAAAAGUGCUUCAUGUCA